GUAAUGUUGAUAAUAUUGAUAGGGGAGAAAGUAUCACAGAUUUCAUUUCGAAUUUAUGUUGUAAUUUCGAUGAAGUUAAACUUCUGAAGAAACUCUGUUCUUGUGAUUGUAAUAAUUUCUCUGUUUCGUUCGUCUUUCCUGUCGUCUCAUCGAUCGACUAAUCAGUGCUGUUUUUCGUAUUUGGAAAAAGAGGAAAGCGAGACUGUAAGGCUUUGGUAUCCAUCCGAGGGUGGAAACAUUUUCAUACAAAACGGAAUUGAACAAGUUUUUUUUAAAAUAAAAUUAUCUAGAACAAAAAAAGUAGACAAACACAAAUUUAUAAAUAUUUCGUAAACUUUCAUAUACAUUACAUUAUAUUACAUAAAAAAUAUUACUGAAGAUAUAUCUACAUAUAACCAUUAAUACUUUUUGAGUAAUAAACACCAUGCCUGGAGAUGGUCAACAUCAAAGCGCCUAUCGAUAUAGACAUACUCGUCAAGCAUUUCAUCAUGAUGAUGCUGAAAACGGUGUAGAGAAAACAACACCUACAACAAAACAAUGUGAAGAUGAUGCUGCAUUGAAUGAGAAUCUGCCAAGAAUUGAUACAACUCGUUUGGCGAAUGAUCCAUUCUUAGGCACAGUAGCUGGUCGAUUAGCUCAAGAAAUACAUGACGAGUUUUUAGUUUGUAAAAUAUGCUUCGAUAGUUAUACAAAUCCAAAAUGUCUAGCAUGUUUGCAUACAUUCUGUGCUAAAUGCAUUGAAAAGCAUAUCUCUGCUGAAGUCACCUACAACAAGUACACAGAUUAUCGUGACUUUACAUGUCCAUUAUGCCGUAAACGUACACAAUUACCGUUGGGUGGAGUUAAACGUCUACCUGAUAAUUUUCUUAUCUCUGGAUUAACUGAUUUAGUUCUGAGACAAAGAGCUUCAUCGAAUGGUUCGUCAACGGCUACAAUUAUUGGUAGUCCAACUACACCUAGGAAUAAUACUUCCGCUGAUAAUCGCCAGGUAUCUAGUAAUGUGAAUGAAAGUGUCGAUUCGUUACAUCAAUUACCCAGUUUAGAAAGAAAGCCAUUACGUUAUGGUGAAUGUGAGAUAUGCUCACAAGUAAGUCGUGGUGAUAGGGGUCAUUCAAGUGAACCGUUGAAUAAGAUUAAUUCAUCAGAAAUCAAUGGGAAUAACAGCGCCACAACUAAUAAUACUACUACUGCUAAUGGUUAUAACAGUGUUAAUCAACAACGUGCUAGUUCAGCCAAUUUAAGUCAUUCACCGAAAGCAACUUCAAAAUGUCUAGAUUGUAAUAAACUGCUUUGUGAUGAAUGUGUUCAACGGCAUAGAAAUACAAAAGUCACUAAAGAUCAUUCAACAUUUGAAUUACAAUCACAUAGUGAAAUUGAGUGUAAAGAUCAUCCUGGUGAAACUGUUCGAUUCUAUUGUGAUGCAUGUUCACUGUGUAUAUGUGUAUUGUGCACGUUUAAUACACAUCGUGAACAUGAAGUAACAAGUUUCGGUGAAGCUGUUACAAAAUUACGCCAUGAAUUAUCACGGAAUUUAGAUGUCACCUGUCAACGAAUUGGUAAAGUUCAGUCGCAAAUACACGAUAUACGUGAGGCGGCGGAUAUAGUCAAUAGAAUAGAACAAAGAAUUCAUGAUACAGCUGAACAUUUUAUAGAAGAAAUUCAACGACAUGAACAAGACUUAAUCAAUGAACUGCAUCAAUUCAUCGGUGAGCGAAAUAUGCGCCAAAUACAAAAUCAACCAGAUCAAGAACAUCAUAUUGAAAUUGCUGAGAAUUUAUUCAAAGAUAUUGCUAAUUCAUUAGACAAUCAAGAUAUGGAACUAUUGUUGGCUAGAACAACUUUAUAUCAAAAAAUUGCUGAAUUGAAUCAGCUGAAUUUAAUCACCGAGAAAUUCAAUCCAAUCACAGCACAGAUCUAUUUUAGACCAGGUAGUGUUAAUUUAGGCUAUUUAACAAAUGAAAUGACUGUGAAGAAUAUGAAUACCGUGAAUCAUGAUGAUGACGAUGAUGUCGAGGAUGAAGCCGGUGAUGGAGAUGACGACGACGACGAUGAUGAUGAUGACGAUGACGAUGAUGACGAAGAGAAUUAUGAAGAUUUGUCAAUGCCAUUAGAGUGUGCUUCCUCGUCAAGCAGUUCACCUGCAUCAUCACUGGAAUUAGCUAAUCGACCAUGUAUCAAUUCAACAGCUUGUCAAACUGAUAUUACACUAAGCGAUAUCAAUGAAUCAAAAGAUUCGUGUAUUUAUAAAUUACAACAUCAUGAAGCACAAAACAAUGAUCAGUCAGUUAGUCAUCAACCAGCCAUUAAACAAUAUCGUACACGCGCGUGUAAUACAGAUUCAAUCGCAACAGUUAAUCAAGAGACAAAUACACGUCCACGUGGCAUCCAUACAAUUAUUACCUAUUCAGAUAUAUCAUCACAUACAACAUCUGAAGAAUACCUAGCGAAAUUAGACACAGAUAAAUUAAAUCUCAAUGAUAUGGAUAAUUUAACAAGAGCUAGAGUACGUCGUAAACUCCACGAACGUUUUAAUACAUUUGAUCAAGUACCAAAUGGGAAUAGUUAUAAUAGUAAUAGUAGUAGUACUAGUAAUAAUAAUAAUAAUACUAAUAAUAAUAAUAGUACUAGUAAUCGUAAUACUACUAAUGGUAAUUUAAGUACAAUAACAACCACAUCACAUACCAGUGGAUUACAUUUUUCAUCCAACGGGCCAUCACCAGCUCGAUCAACACAUUCAUCAAAGACUACUGUUAACUCUCAUCGUAACGCCAAUCAUCAUCAGCAUCAACAUCAUCAUACACAACAGCAACAUGAUGCUCUACCAAGACGUUAUAGUUCCUACGAUAAACGCUAUCAUUAUUAAACUCCGUACAUAUAUACAUAUAUAUAUGUAUUCAAAUUUCAAUGGUUUCCAUAGAUAUUUGUUUAAAUACACUAUUGUUAUUCAUACAUCACGAAAAAAAAUACUCGAGAAUGUAACUGAUAUAUUUAUAUAUAUACAUACAUACAUACAUAUUCAACUUCAUUUAAUGACGAUCAUGGUGAUGUUGAUUGUGUUAUUUUGUGACUCAUGAUAAGUAUUAUAAUUAGUAAACAUUAUCAAUUAUAAGAUGCAUUUUGAUUUUAUUCAUAAAGUAAUUUAAAAUAAAUUUUGAA
Molecule: messenger RNA, 3156 nt
Organism: Trichobilharzia szidati
Lineage: Eukaryota; Metazoa; Platyhelminthes; Trematoda; Strigeidida; Schistosomatidae
Source: the annotation of a GenBank genome assembly